Venustampulla echinocandica is the source of this 1953-nucleotide messenger RNA. Its product is annotated as 5-aminolevulinate synthase, mitochondrial. The coding region runs from base 1 to 1953 and encodes 650 amino acids. Gene Ontology annotation, biological process: heme biosynthetic process. The transcript has a single exon. Lineage: Eukaryota; Fungi; Ascomycota; Leotiomycetes; Helotiales; Pleuroascaceae. Gene Ontology annotation, cellular component: mitochondrion. Gene Ontology annotation, molecular function: pyridoxal phosphate binding; 5-aminolevulinate synthase activity. The record is from RefSeq and is a predicted model, not a curated record.
AUGGACGCCCUCCUCCGACAAUCCAAGUCCAUGUGUCCUUUCUUGAAGAAGACUUCGCCGGCGACCCUGCGAUCUCUCUCGACCUCUGUCUCCGCCUCGACUCCCGCUCGCCAUGCCUCUCCCUGCGGUGGCAGCAUGUCCAAUCUACAGACCAUUGCCCGUCGUUGCCCCGUCAUGGGCAAGGCCAUGGCUGUCCAGACCGCAAAGUCCGGCAAAGUUGGUCUUGGUGGCGUAGCUGCGCUGGGCGCCAUCAGGGCUUUUACUGGGAAAUCCGCCGCUGCAAAGGCAAGAAUCCAUACCAGCGGUGCUCGUGAAGCCCGAACUGUCGAGGAUACUCUGUUUGGUCGCGAGAAGGGUAUGUCCCUCCGUGAGAAUCCUGCGUAUCACGCGCUAAUCGUUCCACCAUCAACAGUCCCGUAUCCCCAGCAUGUCAAGCCCGUCCAGCAACCAGCGGCAGCAACAGCAACAGCAACAGCAGCCGCAAACGCAGCCCACCAGCACAGAAAUGCUGCCAAAUUCGACUACGAGGCAUUUUACCAUGCCGAGCUCGAGAAGAAGCAUAAGGACAAGUCCUACCGCUACUUCAACAACAUCAAUCGCUUGGCCAAGGAUUUUCCUCGCGCUCACAUGUCGAACAAGAGCGACAAGGUCACGGUCUGGUGCUCCAACGACUACUUGGGCAUGGGCAAGAACCCGCAGGUGUUGAAGGCUAUGCAUGACACUCUUGAGGAAUAUGGAGCUGGAGCAGGUGGAACCCGAAAUAUCUCCGGACACAACCAGCACGCCGUCAGCCUCGAAGCCUCCAUUGCAAAACUACAUGCGAAGGAAGCAGCAUUGGUGUUUUCGUCCUGCUAUGUAGCCAAUGAUGCUACCCUCGCAACUCUGGGAAGCAAGUUGCCGGAUUGUGUCAUUCUAUCAGACAGCUUGAAUCAUGCUUCCAUGAUCCAAGGCAUCCGCCAUUCUGGGGCGAAGAAAUUGGUCUUCAAGCACAACGAUCUCGCUGAUUUGGAAGCCAAACUGGCGUCUCUCCCUGCACACGUCCCCAAAAUCAUUGCGUUCGAAUCCGUUUACAGCAUGUGUGGCUCCAUUGGUCCGAUCGAAGGAAUCUGUGACCUGGCAGAAAAGUAUGGAGCCAUUACAUUUCUCGAUGAAGUCCAUGCCGUCGGCAUGUAUGGAGCGCAUGGCGCCGGAGUAGCAGAACAUCUUGACUACGAAGCACAUCUCCAAGGCCGCCCUCGCGGAACAGUCAUGGACCGCAUUGACAUCAUUACUGCGACACUAGGUAAGGCGUACGGCUGUGUUGGAGGCUACAUUGCUGGUUCUUCCAAAUUCGUCGACGCCAUCCGUUCCCUCGCACCCGGAUUCAUCUUCACUACCUCACUACCACCCGCUACUAUGAGUGGCGCAAGAGCCGCGAUCGAGUAUCAAAUGGAAUAUCAGGGCGAUCGGCGCCUGCAGCAACUCCACACCCGCGCGGUCAAAGACUCUCUCAAUGAGCGAGACAUACCUGUCAUUCCAAACCCGAGUCACAUCAUUCCCUUGCUAGUAGGAAACGCCGAACUCGCCAAAAAGGCUUCAGACAUGCUUCUCGACGUCCAUGGUAUCUACGUUCAAAGCAUCAACUACCCCACCGUCCCCGUCGGCCAAGAACGCCUCCGUGUCACACCUACACCAGGCCACAGCCGUGAACUCCGGGAGAAUCUUAUCUCAGCACUCGAGUCAGUAUGGACCGAGUUAGGCAUCAAACGCACCAGUGACUGGGCCAGAGAAGGAGGAUUCAUCGGUGUUGGCGAGCCUAAUGUCAAAGAGCCGGAACCACUGUGGACGGACGAGCAACUUGGCGUGGAUCAAGUGGUUAAGGAGAUUAAAGCCUCCUGUCCUGUCGGCAUCACGGAGGCACUGCUUGAGCGUGAGUCGCAGGAGAUGGCUCGCGCUGUGCCAACCGCUGCCUAA